ACUGAAAACAAUGCAAGUGGCUUUAGCAAACAUUCUCAAUCUGUAUAUGAGUAAAAUGAGUAAAAAGCGUUGCCACAACUGAGAUGGUACUUGGCACCCGUUGUAACGAAGGUGGACAAAACGUCAAGGGCAAGAAUUUCUAAGGCGGGUAUAAAAAGGGAGCGCGCGCCUGUCACGGGCGCUCUCGCCCCAGAUUAAAUCCCACGGUUGUCCAAGAGCAUUUUGAACCUUUCAAGAUUAGGGAGGGAGCAGACAUGGCCGACUCGCUAAGGAGGCUGGUGAACACAUCUUCCUUCAGCGUUCUACAGGACAAACUUGAGUCCUGGUACAAGGACUACCAUGUCAUCUCCUGUGAUCAGAAUCUGAACAGGUGCUGUGAAUUGGUAGAGCUCACCUCCAAGAUACAGGGUCAACUCUUCACCAUCCUCAACUUCACUGCUAGAGAGGGUGGUCACUAUGCAGGAGUGGAUGUACUCAAAUCACGCCUGCUGCCUUGGUUGGGGACCUGUUUCUCCAUGGCAACCUCCUCUGUCACCAACGACACCAGCCUCAACCUCAUCCAGGAGUCUGUGGAGAAGGAGAGGAAAAUCAGGGAGCUGUCUGCCUCCCAUGAGAACGACAUGCAGAAGAUGGAGACUCAGCUGUGCUCCACUCACCUACAGCUGGACUCUGUCAAACAGGAACUGGCGGAUGCUCAUCUGCAACUGGACAACACAAAAAAUAUGUCAGCCACAACUCUGCUGGCCACCGAGGAUGAGAUACUACAGCUGAAAGCAGAGUUGCGUGUGGCCCGUGACCAGGUGGAGACCUAUAAGAGGAAGCUGGAUGUUCUGGAUGACUAUGAGAGACAGGUGCGUCUGCUGAGGGAUGAGGUGUCUUUCCUCACAGCAGAGAAGAGCAUGCUGCAGGAGAGGUUGGUGAGGAGUUGUUCCCCCAGCCCCCUGGCCAGACAGAGCCGCCCCUCCAGCCCUCUGAAGAGUGAGUCUCCCACCCGGGCCCAGCUCACCAAUUCAUCCCGCCACGCCAGGCUGGUGUCCCGCUUCAGUGACUUGUACGCUGUGGAGCGCCUGGAGGCCCAGAGUCUGCUCCGACGCUACAUAGACGACCUGGAGAUGGUCCAGAGAAUCAUCUUCAUUGCCACUGUGGAGGCCUUCCAGGCAGCCAAGCUGGCCUACCGUCAAUUCAAGCUGCGAGUGAAGAAGACCCUGUCACCCUCCCACCUGGGGCCAGAGACCCUGGAGGACUCGGUGGUGGACUAUAUCGUCAGGAACCUGGACCUCUACGACGUGCAGGCCAGUGUUAAUGACGUGAUCAACGCCAUGAAUGUAAACCCACGGAUCUCCUUCCCCCCGGAGGUGAACUUUGCCCUGAUCAACAGCUUCAUCCGGGAGACAUGCAGAGUGGCUUUCGCCAUGCAGACACUGGACCCUCCUCUGGACCUGGCUUUCACCAGCGGUGGAGAACUCUACAGCGACAACAAGUAUCGUCGUAGCUAUGACUCUGAGUUUACUGCUCCUCUGGUGGCGUACCAUGUGUGGCCAGCACUGGUGGAGGGGGACGGUGUCAUAGUGAAGGGAGAGGCAGUCACCAGGAGAGGAGCUCUGUGGAGGAGCAGAAGCAGGAGCUGCAGUCCUGUUCGCUCUGGCAGCCCCACACGCACUCUCGGGUUUAGUCGCAGCAGAAGCCCCUCUCCCGGACGUCUCUCCGCCAGUCGCCUGUAAACCCUAACUGACCACUGAGUUACAAAAGGAAAACAAAAUUCUACACAUUGAUUUCAUGUUUGCAACAAAGACAGAUUUUUAGCUUUAAUGGACUGGAUCCUGUCGUUAUUUGUCAGUUGUGAUGACUUGAUGUUAAGUAGUUAGACUCCGUGUCAAUAUGGACAUUGGUCCAGGGUUUACAGUAUUCUGGAGAGAAGUUCCAUGUUACCAUUACAGUAUCCAGAGACUCUGGCAGCUGGUCCUUUCAGAUCAAUCCUUUCAGGGUGCUGUAGCAGCACGUGACAAGGUUAUGUGUGUGUUGUGUGUGUGUGUGUGUGUGUGUGUUGUGUGUGUGU
Salvelinus sp. IW2-2015 is the source of this 2056-nucleotide messenger RNA. It is a transcript of the gene spata18, whose product is annotated as spermatogenesis associated 18. The record is from RefSeq and is a predicted model, not a curated record. Gene Ontology annotation, biological process: mitophagy by internal vacuole formation; mitochondrial protein catabolic process. Gene Ontology annotation, cellular component: mitochondrial outer membrane. Lineage: Eukaryota; Metazoa; Chordata; Actinopteri; Salmoniformes; Salmonidae.